Messenger RNA from Ciona intestinalis (vase tunicate), 1984 nucleotides. Lineage: Eukaryota; Metazoa; Chordata; Ascidiacea; Phlebobranchia; Cionidae. The record is from RefSeq and is a predicted model, not a curated record.
GAAUAUGGGCGUGUUACCUAGCAGUCACUUGAAGGAACGUAACGACGACGAUGGGCGGAUUACUGAAGGCAACGAUCUUUGUCUGCAUUACAUUGGUUUCUUUUCAUUCUUCAAUCGCAUUGGAAUGUCUUACUUGCACUUGGUAUUCACCAUCAACAAAUAAGGAAUGCUACGAUGCAACGCCCUCCCUUAGUUCGGCAUGUCCAUACCCGGCAGAUUUCCCAGUUUAUUGUCAAACGUCCAUGAUUUUACAUGACGGACUGCUUACAAGUAUUACUCGUGGUUGCCAACUUGCGACCGGAGACCAAGAUUUAUCAUCUGACGUCAUGCCUGCUGAUGACGAAUGUGUGACGUCAUACACAGGUACAUCUGACGUCACCACAGCUACGUGUUAUUUUUCAAGUGGAACUAAUAACUCCAACACACAAGUCAGCGCAAAUCUAAAGUUAUGUGACAUUGAUUGUGGCCCAAAUGGUCAAUGCGAUUACAUCAGUGGUGAAUGCGCUUGCAACACUGCAUUUACUGGAUCCAACUGCACAACAGGUGUGGCACCCGAUCCUGAAUCGUUUAUGACGUGUAUUCAAUGUGACGGUGACGUCACUGGUGCGUCAUGCGAAACCAAGACAACCGGGACAAACUGUCCGAACCCUUCUCACAAGUUUUGCUCAACCACAGAAACUACAACAUACGACCCAAAUGGCAAUGAAGUUAGACGUGUUAUUGUGAAGGGAUGUGAAACUACCUACAUUGCUACGAACCAGUGCGCCUUCUCAUCCCGCUCCGAUAAUCUAAAUGUAAACGACAUCGAAUAUACAUGCAUUUCAACUUGUGAUACGAACAACUGCAAUACUUGGACACCUACUGGGCUCACGACUGUAAAGCAACCCCUACAAUGUGUUAUAUGUAACUCUGUCGAUAACGCCAACUGCAAAACGGAAACAACUCGUUCAUAUUGUCCAUCAUCGGCUACUUAUUGUGACGCAACAGUUGUUUAUUAUUUAUCGGAGAAUAAUGACGUCAGAUAUCAAGUUGAUCCCUAUGUUUCCAUUAUUUCUGUCACGCGUGGCUGCGCAACCCAACCCGUCACAGCUCAGUGCACAACAACAGCUGUAAAUGACCAACCAAAUUUGAAAAAAGUCACGUGUCAGCAAACGUGCCUAUCCGACGGCUGUAACGUCGGAUGGCCUGCAAGACCUCUUUGUUCGCAAUGCAAUUCAACCCUCUCCACCCGAUGCUUUCAAAGCCCAGCACCGCCAUCUAGCUGUCAGCAACCCUACCAUGAGUUUUGUACGAUCCAAGACAAGAAUCGGAAUAAAUAUUCAGACACAAGCAACACCUUCGGUUACCGACGUACUAUAGUAAGAGGUUGUAGUUAUAACAACAUUGGAAACGACUGUGUUGAUGUCAAUUAUGGAGAUGUCACUUUGAUCAAUUGUAACAAAACUUGCACCACUAACAACUGCAACCUUGGAUCAGUCAAGGAUUCGGCGACUUCAUUACACCAUGUUUCGUUUACAAGUCUUGUUGCUUUGAUAUCAGCAAUGAUGCUUGUAUCCUAGUAGUUUUAAGAUCUUCGUGUUGCUACUUAUUUUAUAUGUAGAAAGGGUUAUAGUUUUAAUUCUAAUUAUUCGUAGUUGGUUGCUUUUAUUGGAUGAAAUUAGAGCUGUACUUUAACCAGACCCCACCAAAAAGGCUCGCGGUAAACGCAAGCCACUGAAACAGCAAUGGAAUAAAUUGUAUUCCUUUGGUAUGCAGUAUAACAUAAACCUAUAUCGCAUAUUACUAUAAGAGUGCGUUAUUCCAUUGUAACCCCACAUGACUCUUGACCAUGUUAAAGAAAGACGAAUUUGAAUUACCAAAAAUAUGCAAAAUGUCUGCCACACGGCAGUUACUAAAACAUUACAUUCUUUUAAUUAUUUACACCAGCAACCACAGUCAUAACCGUGUUUAAUUUCAAUCAUCAAAUAAAAUACCUUUUUAUUAA